Corylus avellana is the source of this 444-nucleotide messenger RNA. The record is from RefSeq and is a predicted model, not a curated record. NCBI's taxonomy places the organism in Eukaryota, Viridiplantae, Streptophyta, Magnoliopsida, Fagales, Betulaceae.
AUGCAUGGGUGGAAGGAAAAGUUUUUAUCUCAGGCAGGCAAUGAAGUGUUGCUUAAGGCGGUGAUCCAAGCAAUCCCCACAUACACCAUGAGUGUUUUCCAACUGCCUAAAGCUGUAUGCAAGGAGAUAAAUUCUAUGAUGUCACAGUUUUGGUGGGGUCACAAGGAAAAUGAUUCCAAAAUGGCGUGGAUGAGUUGGGAAAAGCUGGGCAUAGCAAAAGCGAAGGGUGGAAUGGGAUAUAGGGACCUGGAGAGUUUUAAUAUGGCCCUACUAGCUAAGCAGGGGUGGAGGCUUUUGCAAUACCCCGAUUCUCUAGUGGCUAAGGUAUUCCAACAGAAGUAUUAUCCACAGGGUACCUUCUUAAAUGUGCAACUGGGGAGGAGUCCUUUCACAUGGCGUAGUAUUUGGAAUGCUCGGGCCCUUCUAAAUGAAGGCCUAAUCUAG